AUGACUUCCUCCACUUACGUCCUCUACCAAUAUACCCCGAGCUUCGUGGUUGCGGUCAUCUUUGCUGUCCUCUUCUUUUUGACCACCGUGGUUCAUUUAUGGCAACGAAUUCGCAACCACACCCAAUACUUCAACCCAUUCAUUGUUGGAGGCAUCUUUCAAAUUAUCGGAUACGGAGCUCGUGCUGUCUCUCAUUUUCACACAACAUCCACCAUCCUUUAUGCGCUUCAGACCCUCCUGAUCCUGCUCGCCCCCACUCUGUAUGCGGCAUCGAUUUACCGGGUUCUCGGACGAGUGAUCAAGUUUUUGCGGGGUGAACACCUGAGCUAUGUGCCGGUGAAAUACAUGACCAUCACCUUUGUUAUGGGAGAUGUUCUCUCUUUCAUUCUUCAAGGUGCCGGAGGUGGUGUCAUGAGCAGUGGGUCUGCAAGUCUCUUAGCUGUUGGCCAGUGGAUCAUUGUCGCAGGUCUCGGCGUCCAGCUUGUCUUUUUUGGUGCUUUCGUCAUCACCUCCAUCUGCUUCCACUGCAGAAUUACCAAGUCACCCACUCAGGAGGCCAAGGACUCGAUUGAUAUCUCGGGGCUUUUCUCCCGUGAUUGGCGAGGCCUGUUAUUCGCGCUUUACACCGCCAGUGUCUUGAUUUUGAUCCGAUCCAUCUACCGUAUCAUUGAAUUCGCACAAGGAAACAGCGGCUAUGUGAUUAGCCACGAGGUAUUCCUUUAUGUUUUUGAUGCCGCCAUGAUGUUCCUGGUCAUGAUUGUGAUGAACCUGUACCACCCCUCGGUUGUUCUGUGUUCUAGCGAGACCCCUAUCUCCACUGAGGUCAAAAUGACCCGCACCGAAUCUGAUGAGACGAUUGUGUAA
Penicillium malachiteum is the source of this 864-nucleotide messenger RNA. RefSeq names its product RTA1 domain-containing protein. Lineage: Eukaryota; Fungi; Ascomycota; Eurotiomycetes; Eurotiales; Aspergillaceae. The transcript has 2 exons. The coding region runs from base 1 to 864 and encodes 287 amino acids. The record is from RefSeq and is a predicted model, not a curated record. Gene Ontology annotation, cellular component: membrane.